AUGGCAGGACAAUUGCCUAUUAAAUUUCAAGAACAUCUUCAAUUACAAAGUGUUGGUAUCAAUGUUACAAACAUCGGUUUUAGUUCUCUUACGAUGGAGUCCGAUAAAUUUAUAUGUGUACGUGAAAAAGUUAAUGAUACAGCUUAUGUUAUUAUUAUUGAUAUGGCUGAUCCAACUAAUCCAAUUAAAAGACCAAUUACUGCGGACUCAGCAAUUAUGAAUCCAACAAGUAAAGUUAUUGCAUUAAAAGCUGGAAAAACGUUACAAAUUUUUAAUAUUGAAUUUCGUAGUCGAAUUAAAACAUAUGAUGUGACAGAAGAUUGUAUUUUUUGGAAAUGGGUUAGUGUCAAUGCAAUUGGUAUUGUCACUGAAACAUCUGUUUAUCAUUGGUCUAUGGAAGGUGAUAGUCAACCAGUUAAAAUGUUCGAUCGUCAUCAAAGUUUAGUUGGAUGUCAAAUAAUUAAUUAUCGUACUGAUGAAUCAUUACAAUGGCUUCUUGUUAACGGUAUUCAAGCUCAGGAAGGUCGUGUUGUUGGUCGUAUGCAACUUUAUUCAGUUGAACGUAAAGUUUCACAACCAAUUGAAGGACAUGCUGCUGCAUUUACACAAUUUAAACUUGAAGCAAAUAAAAAAUCAUCAACACUUUUUUCAUUUGCUGUUCGGGGUCCACAAGGAGGAAAACUUCAUAUUAUCGAAGUUGGAACACCAGCACCAGAUAAUCAAGCAUUUCAAAAGAAAGCAAUUGAUGUUCAAUUUCCAGCUGAGGCACCAAAUGAUUUUCCAGUUGCUAUGCAAACAUCAGCUAAACAUGGUGUCAUUUAUUUAGUUACAAAAUAUGGUUAUGUACACAUAUUUGAUAUUGAAAGUGGAACACUUAUUUAUAUGAAUCGUAUUAGUGCUGAUACAAUGUUUGUUACAGCACCAUAUGAACCAACAUCAGGCAUUAUUGCUGUUAACCGUAAAGGACAAGUUCUAUCAGUCAGUAUUGAUGAAGAUAAUGUUGUUUUAUAUGUUCAAAAUACAUUAGGCAAUGCUGAACUUGCUUAUAAAAUGUCAGCACGAUGUAAUUUACCGGGUGCUGAUCAAUUAUUUGUCGCACGAUUUGCACAAUUAUUUCAAAGUGGAAAUUAUAGUGAAGCAGCUAAAGUUGCUGCUACAGCUCCACGGGGAAUACUUCGUACCCAACAAACAAUUCAACAAUUUCAAACAGUACCACCACAAGCAAAUCAACCAUCACCAUUACUUCAAUAUUUUAGUAUUUUAUUAGAAUCAAGUAAAUUAAAUAAAGAAGAAUCAAUUGAAUUAUGCAGACCAGUUGUAAUGCAAGGAAAAAAACAAUUAUUAGAAAAAUGGUUAAAAGAAGAUAAACUUGACUGUAGUGAACAAUUAGGUGAUAUUGUUAAAUCACGUGAUUCCACAUUAGCAUUAUCAGUUUAUUUACGUGCUAAUAUACCAAUGAAAGUUAUUCAAUGUUUUGCUGAAACAGGUCAAUAUCAAAAAAUAGUUCUCUAUGCUAAAAAAGUUAAUUAUCAACCGGAUUAUAUUUAUCUUUUACGAAGUAUAAUGAGAAUUAAUCCUGAACAAGGUACUCAAUUUGCACAAUUACUUGUUCAAGAUAGUGAACCAUUAGCUGAUUUAACACAAGUUGUUGAUGUUUUUCUUGAACAAAAUCUUGUUCAACAAUGUACAGCAUUUUUACUUGAUGCUUUAAAAAAUAAUCGAGAAGACCAAGGACAUUUACAAACACGUUUAUUAGAAAUGAAUUUAAUGCAAGCACCACAAGUUGCUGAUGCUAUUUUGGGUAAUAAUAUGUUUACACAUUAUGAUCGACCACAUAUUGCACAAUUAUGUGAAAAAGCUGGUUUACUUCAACGUGCACUUGAACAUUAUACAGAUUUAUAUGAUAUUAAACGAGCUGUCGUACAUACACAUUUACUUAAUCCAGAAUGGCUUGUUAAUUAUUUUGGUCGAUUAUCAGUUGAUGAUUGUCUUGAAUGUUUAAAAGCAAUGCUUCAAGCAAAUAUUCGUCAAAAUUUACAAGUUGUUGUACAAAUUGCAACUACAUAUCAUGCACAACUUGGAACACAAAAACUUAUUGAAUUAUUUGAAUCAUUCAAAAGUUAUGAAGGUCUUUUUUAUUUUCUUGGCUCAAUUGUUAAUUUCAGUCAAGAGCCAGAUGUUCAUUUUAAAUAUAUACAAGCAGCAUGUAAAACAGGUCAGAUAAAAGAAGUUGAACGUAUUUGUCGAGAAUCGAAUUGUUAUGAUCCUGAACGUGUUAAAAAUUUCUUAAAAGAAGCUAAAUUAACUGAUCAAUUACCAUUAAUUAUUGUAUGCGAUCGAUUUAAUUUUGUUCAUGAUCUUGUUCUUUAUUUAUAUCGAAAUAAUUUAAUGAAAAAUAUUGAAAUUUACGUUCAACGAGUUAAUUCAGGUCGUUUACCAGUUGUUGUUGGUGGUUUACUUGAUGUUGAUUGCAGUGAAGAUAAUAUAAAACAGUUAAUUCUUUCUGUACGCGGUAAUUUUAAUGUUGAUGAACUUGUUGAAGAAGUUGAAAAACGAAAUCGAACAAAAUUACUUUUACCAUGGCUUGAAACACGUGUUCAUGAUGGUAGUACAGAUUCAGGUGUUCAUAAUGCAUUAGCUAAAAUUUAUAUUGAUUCAAAUAGCAAUCCAGAAAAAUUUCUUCGAGAAAAUCCUUAUUAUGAUAAUCGAGUUGUUGGAAAAUAUUGUGAAAAACGAGAUCCACAUUUAGCUUGUGUUGCUUAUGAACGUGGAGGUUGUGAUAUGGAACUUGUCACUGUAACACGUUAUUUGGUUCGUCGUAAAGAUCCAACAUUAUGGGAACAUGUUUUACGUGAAGAUAAUCAAUAUCGUCGACCAUUAAUUGAUCAAGUUAUUCAAACAGCUUUAGCUGAAACUCAAGAUCCAGAAGAAAUAUCUAUUACAGUUAAAGCAUUUAUGGCUGCUGACUUGCCAAAUAAUUUAAUUGAAUUAUUAGAAAAAAUUGUUAUUGAUAAUUCAGUAUUUAGUGAACAUCGUAAUUUACAAAACUUACUUAUUUUAACUGCAAUUAAGGCUGAUCGUACACGUGUUAUGGAUUAUAUAAAUCGUUUAGAAAAUUAUGACGCACCCGAUAUAGCUAAUAUUGCAAUUAGUAAUCAAUUAUUUGAAGAAGCUUUUUCAAUUUAUAAAAAAUUCCAAGUUAAUACAUCAGCUAUUCAAGUCCUUAUUGAUCAUAUUAAAAAUUUGGAUCGAGCUUAUGAAUUUGCUGAACGUUGUAAUGAGCCUGGCGUAUGGAGUUUAUUAGCUAAUGCACAAAUACGUCAAGGUUUGGUUAAAGAAUCUAUUGAUUCAUUUAUUAAAGCUGAUGAUCCAACAUCAUAUCUUGAAGUUGUUAAUGUUGCAACACAAAAUCAAAGCUGGGAAGAUUUAGUUCGCUAUUUACAAAUGGCUCGUAAGAAAGCAAGAGAAACAUUUGUUGAAACUGAAUUAGCAUUUGCUUAUGCAAAAACAAAUCGUCUUGCCGAACUUGAAGAAUUUAUUUCAGCACCAAAUCAUGCUCAAAUUCAAGCAGUUGGUGAUCGAUGUUUCGAACAAGAAAUGUACGAAGCUGCUAAAAUUCUUUAUAACAAUAUAUCAAAUUAUGCCAAAUUAGCUGUUACCUUAUGUCAUUUGGGUGAUUAUCAAGGUGCAGUUGAUAGUGCACGCAAAGCUAAUUCUACAAAAACAUGGAAAGAAAUUUGCUUUGCUUGUAUUGACAAACAAGAAUUUCGUUUAGCACAAAUGUGUGGUAUACAAAUUGUUGUACAAGCUGAAGAACUUGAAGAAUUAAUAAAUUAUUAUCAAAAUCGUGGUUAUUUUGAAGAAUUAAUUCAAUUACUUGAAGCAGCACUUGGCCAUGAACGUGCACAUAUUGGCAUGUUUACUGAAUUAGCUAUACUCUACUCGAAAUAUAAACCACAAAAAAUGCGUGAACAUUUAGAAUUAUUUUGGUCACGUGUUCGAAAACCAAAAGUUUUACGUGCAUGUGAACAAGCACAUCUUUGGUCUGAACUUGUAUUUCUCUAUGAUAAAUAUGAAGAAUUUGAUAAUGCUAUAUUAACCAUGAUGUCACAUCCAUCAGAAGCAUGGCGUGAAAAUCAUUUUAAAGAUAUUAUUAGUAAAGUAGCUAAUAUUGAAUUAUAUCAUAAAGCAAUUGAUUUUUAUUUGGAAUUUAAACCAAUGUUAUUGAAUGAUUUACUUUUAAUUUUAUCACCACGUCUAGAUCAUACACGUGCAGUCAGUUAUUUUAUCAAAGUUAAACAACUUCCAUUAGUUAAACCAUAUUUACGUUCCGUUCAAAAUAUAAAUAAUAAAGCUAUUAAUGAAGCACUUAAUAAUUUAUUAAUUGAAGAAGAAGAUUACCAAGGUUUAAGAAAUUCAAUUGAUGCCUAUGACAAUUUUGAUAAUAUGACAUUAGCACAACGUCUUGAAAAACAUGAAUUAAUUGAAUUUCGACGAAUUGCUGCUUAUCUUUAUAGAGGAAAUAAUCGAUGGAAACAAGCUGUAGAAUUAUGUAAAAAAGAUCGAUUAUAUAAGGAUUCAAUGACUUAUGCAUCCGAUUCACGACAAAUUGAGAUAGCUGAAGAAUUAAUAUCUUGGUUCCUUGAUGAAAAAUUAUUUGAAUGUUUUGGUGCAUGUUUAUUUCAAUGUUACGAUCUCUUACGUCCUGAUGUUAUCCUUGAACUUGCAUGGCGUCAUGAUAUUAUGAGCUUUGCAAUGCCUUAUAUGAUUCAAAUUAUGCGCGAAUAUGUUACAAAAGUUGAUAAACUUGAACAAUCAGAUCAACUUCGUACAGAAAAUGAAACAGCUAAUGAACAAAAACCAAUUGAUUUUAAUUCACAAGGUCCAUUAAUGAUUACAGGACCUGGUAUAAGUGCUUUUCCACAACCAGGUUUUGGUGCUGCCGCUUAUCCACAAUAUAGUGGUGCACCAGGUUAUUCAGGAUAUUAA
Messenger RNA from Rotaria sp. Silwood2, 4989 nucleotides. Lineage: Eukaryota; Metazoa; Rotifera; Eurotatoria; Philodinida; Philodinidae. The record is from the annotation of a GenBank genome assembly.